AUGGCAGUAACAACACUCAACGAUGGAGAUGGAUCCGUCUCGCCGAGAGCGUCCAAAACAAAAAUCAUUUCCAUAAUCUUUCUCUUUCUACUUUCCUUACUAGCAUUUGUAUGUCAAACCGAGUUCACAUCAAGAGCUUAUACCGUGGGGUUCAAAGAACCAAUUGCACUUUUACUCGUCACCCAUGGUAUGUGGUGGAUCCUUUGGCCCAUACAGGUGAUUCUGAUUGCAGUUUUCAGAACCGGACACCGUUUGAUGUAUCAAAGAAGAUUGGGAGAGUACGAACCAGUCAACUCUCCAGGACAGAUUCACGACCCAAAUUUGCUGGUUUCAAAGCCGGUCAACGUGUACAAAUACUUUAAGAAAUCGAUUGUUAAGCAGGUGCACAACGUCUACCACACGUCCAUAUUGAUCUACGAAGCUAAUGUCAACGGCGAUACAAGAACCGAAGAAAUAAAUCAACUUAUUGAUCUGAAUCCUCAUAUUUCCAAUACUAGUUCGCUUAGAGCUUGUUUUAAAUCUGCUUUGGGCACUCCGUCGAUCAAGUACAUUCUUGCCAAGUCGGCAAUGAUUACUAUGGUGUUGACUAUUGCCGGUUUUACUUGGUAUGGAGCCAUGCUGAUGACUUAUGCUUCAGAUGUUACUGCCAUUUACAAUUGCCUGGCUUUCACCGCCUACGCUUUUGCCAUUCCCAUCUUGAAGGAACGCUUUUCCUGGCUCAAGGUUAGCUCCGUGAUAAUUGCUAUUGCUGGAGUGUUUAUCGUGGCCUAUUCCGGCGACGCUGCCGACGGUGACAAUCCGUACCCUUACCGGUUUUGGGGCAAUUUGAUCAUUCUGGCCGGUGCCGUAUUAUACGGUUACUAUGAGGUGCUCUACAAAAAGUACACAUGCAUUCCUGCUCACCUAGCUACCAUCAUCACGCCUCGGCGCCAACUUACAUUUUCCAAUUUUAUUAUGGCACUUUUUGGCACAUUUACAUUUUUGAUCUUGUUCACAUCCAUGGCUUUGGUGCACAUUUUCCACAUCCACCACUUCAAUUUGUUUGACUAUGGCGACAAAACCGGACUCAUUUGGUCUUAUAUCAUUGGUUCGCUCAUCUCCAACAUCUUGUUCAGUGCAGCAUUUUUGUCGCUCAUGGCAUUGACAAACCCUGUGUUGUCUAGCGUUUCGUCUUUGACCACUAUUUUCCUCAUAGGUUUGACCGAAUGGGUAUUAUUUGGCGUCAAAUUGAGCUUUCAGCAACUUUUAGGUGAUAUGUUUGUGAUUGCUGGGUUUGUAUUGUUGACGGCAGCUUCAUGGAAGGAGAUUAGCGAGGGAAACGACGACGACGAUGUUGAAAAUGUAUCGACGUUUUCGUUUCCUGUGAGCACGGACGGAACGAUAUAG
Meyerozyma guilliermondii ATCC 6260 is the source of this 1386-nucleotide messenger RNA. RefSeq names its product mannosylinositol phosphorylceramide synthase regulatory subunit. The record is from RefSeq and is a predicted model, not a curated record. Bases 1 to 1386 code for a protein of 461 amino acids. The transcript has a single exon. NCBI's taxonomy places the organism in Eukaryota, Fungi, Ascomycota, Pichiomycetes, Serinales, Debaryomycetaceae.